AUUGGCUGAGACGCAGGAGCCAAUGAGAAGGCGCGAUGUUGACGGGGUCUUAAGAUGGCUGCUGGGCGACCCUUUCCUGACAGCUCCAGUUAAUGGGACUGCCAGCAGGCUAGACAUCCUUCGCCGGAAACUGCAGCGCAUAGUUCUGUGCCCGAGAGGGGAUUCUGCCUGUUUUGGGAUUGGAGUGGGGCAUUGCCGCCAGAAAGCCUGCAGAAUUCCCGGUUGUGCAGCCAAGCGGGAACAGGUGUACCUUACUAGACCCAUCCUCUUGCAAUCUUGGAGCUUAAGAAAAGAUGUGGAGUGGGCUGCUACCUCCUGGCCUAAAUGAAAGUGAUGCUGAGUCAAACUCUGAAGAUGAAGCUACGUUGGAGAACUCUGGACUUAACUUACAGGAAGAUAAAGAGGAUAAGAGCAUCAGAAAAACAGAAAUCAUAAAUUUCUCAACAGAUGAACCACAAACUGAAACAGAGUCAAAUGUAAAUGCCUAUGAAGAGUGUCCUUCUGGAAUUCCCGUAGAUAUGUGGAAUAAAUUUCAAGAAUUGCAUAAAAAACAUACUGAACAGAAAAGCACAACCUCAAGAUUCAGAGGGAAAAAAAGAAAACGCUCCAGAAAAGAUAAAUUGAAGAAUGAAAAAGAAUCUCAUGGUGAACCGUCCUCAAAUGAAACCCAAUGGAAGGAGCUUACUCAGUAUUUUGGAGUCAAUGAUAGAUUUGACCCACCUGUUAAAAGGAAAAAAGUUGAGAAGUCAGGCCUUGAAAAGAGGAUAGACCAGGCUGUGGAGGAGUGGAAUAUUGAGAAGGCUGAGGAACUUAGCAACCAGCUAGCUACUCGAGAGCUUGGUGUAAAAAUUGCCAAAGCAGUUGCCUGCCACAACUUUGUAAAAGCCAAAAAGGAGGUUGAAAAUUCACAGGCUGCCCGAAAAAAGAAGAAACUCGCAUGGGGAUUUGAAGCAAAGAAGAGAUGGGAAACCAAAAGCAACAUGGGAUACAUGUAACUCGCCAGAGUGCUUCAAGACGUUUGUAGACUGGGAUGCUCAAUUUACUGAGAAUGUUUUCCUGCCUGUGUUAAUACGUCAGAAAAUUGAUAGCACUAAAACAAAAAUAAGCAUAAAAUUUGGGAUUUUGAUUAUCAGCUCUUUUCAGUCUUUCUUUAAGGACUUUGUCCUGUUGAAGUGAAUAAAAUGAAGCAUUCUGUUAUUUGUAUAAGAAAUGUAAGAAAAAAAUAUAGAAAGAAGAGGAUAGGAUUUUGUUUAUUUAUUUGUAUGGAUGGACCCUCAGCAUAAAAUCACUUUGGGCGCUUUUCAUUCAUUUGGUUUAGCAUGGCCAGUGAGCUUCUCGUACUUAAUUUUUUUUUUUUUUUUUUUGAGACAGAGCCUCACUCGCUCUGUCACCCAGGCUAGACUGCAGUAGCACGAUCUUGGCUCACUGCAACCACUGCUCCUGGGUUCAAGUGAUUCUCAUGCCUCAGCCUCCUGAGUAGCUGGGAUUAUGGGCGAACGCCACCACGCCCAACUAAUUUUUUUUUUUUUUUUUUGUAUUUUUAGUAGAGACGGAGUUUCGCUGUGUUGGUCAGGCUGGUCUUGAACUCCUGGCCUCAUAUAAUCCACCUGCCUCUGCCUCCCAAAGUUCUGGAAUUACAGGCAUGAGCUACCAUGCAGGCCUUGUAUUUUCUUAUCUGUACCCAAUGUAACUACACGUUUACUGGAACUGUGUUUUUAAGAUUGACAGUUGUUUAUAAUGGAUUAGUUGUAAGUGCCAAAAAGUCUCAGUUGAUAUUAUCUUUACAAAUGACUUGACCUUAAUGUUAUAAAAGUAGUUACUUUUUUUUUUAUUGGAGGCAGACUUGAUAUUUCAGAAUUACAUAGUAAAAGCAAUUUAUUAAUUUUUGUGUACUUUCAGAUAAACUAUUACAAUAAAGAAAGGGGCAGAAUAUAGUAUUUGGAAGAUGAUUCAAAUUCAGCAAUGCCUAGAAAUGUCUUCCUAAGUAUCUUUCUCAGCCAUGUCAUUCUUUAAAUUAUGAGAUGGUUCUUAGAAGAGAAAAAUGGUGUAAUUGUAUUAAACAGACAAUUAUAACUCAAGAUAAUAUAACUUCGAACCUUCUAAGAACUGAUUUGUUUGGUUUUCCUCUCAUUCCCCAUUCUUCCUUAAAAGAUUGAAUGAAUUAAUGAGCCGAAAGAGAGGAUUGGUAACAUGGGAAAUCAUUUUCAUUAGAUGUACAUUUCCUGGUUCUAACAGGAAAGGGGCUCAGGGAAAUCAUAAAACAAGCAGGUGAACAAGACCAGGUGUGUUGGCACCUGCCUGCUCAGUGCCCAGCAGAGGUAAAGAACCACUCAGCAUAGUUUUCGUCAGUUCACCCCUUUUGUCGUUGUCAGAGGUUUCCUACCUGUCUGAUAUAAACCUUCUCUGGGUUGAUAAUAUAAAUUCAGAAACAUAUAAAAUGAAUCAUGAUUAUAAUUAUAUUAUUGUUAUUUUUAGACUUAAAAUGGUAACAAAAUUUUAUUAAUUUAUGGUGGCACAUUUAAUGGCUUUUUUUCUAUGCUCUGGAAUAAGAGAACCUAGCUACUAUUUAAGCAUCCAAAAAUCAUAUCUUGCUUUCACUUAGUUGAAAAAAGCCAGCAUAGAGAAAGCAAAGUUUUAGAAGAUUGUGUCAUACUAAUUCAGUAUCCAGACCAAAUGUUGGAAAGUCUUAUUUUAUGAUUUAAGGAAAGUCUUAUUUUAUGAUUUAGUAUCCCUUGUUCCAUUUUAUAGAUACGAUCAUGUAAAACUUACCUACAAUAUUCAUUUCAAACUGCUAAAUUAGGUAAAUACAGACUUUUAGUAUAGAAACCUUUCCUCUAAAAAUCUAUUAUGGGGAAAUAUUCAUUAUACAAUCCAGUGGUUUUGUCUGAAAUCCUAAAAAUGUUGUUUUUGAGCAGGCGAGUGGUAUAGAUAUUCUCACACUUGGGGCCCCAAUAUGGGCAUUUCCCUUUGACUUCUGUCUCAUUUUUUUUUUUUUUUUUUCUGUUUCUACUCCUUAGAGCAUUUAGUGACCAGUGACCCCUGCAGGCAUGUUGCACUUCCCAUAUUGAGGCCUUGCCGGAGUGGCCUCCUGUAGGGUCUGACUUGGAAUCCUGUCUAGCCAAGGAAGCCCUUCUUCAGCCUGCUCCAAUGCCUGCAGUUGCCCCCUCAGCGCCCCCUUGGGGUUCUCAUGUAGAUGGGAACAUUUUAACUAAGCGGAAGGCAGGCAUUGCAGCAGAAUUAAGUGUAGCGGGGGCUCAUUUAAUAAAGGAAGCCACGUCUCCCAAAUCCUCACUCUUUUCGGGCAUGGGUUGUGGAAAGCUCGAAAACAUUAUGUAUAGCAGAAGAAGGGGUUGGAGGGAAGAUUUGUGGGGAGAGGUUGUCUUGGGUUGGCUCUGCUGACAUGUCAUUUGAGAGCAGUUUUAUCCUUUCUAAUAGCAAUUACACAGUUUGCUCAUAGGAACAUUAUUCCUUGAGUACACAUGCUGCUCAAAGGAUGUAGUCAUUUGUCCAUUCCAUUCUAGUCAUAGCAAAAUAAGGAUUCUUUUUGGCUCAGUAAUAACUUUGGUUCCUAAAACUUCAAUAUGUGCAUUUACUACUACCAGAAUGCCUGAGUUAGAUCAGUACUGUAAACGUCAGUUAUUGUUCACUGAGAUUAAUAUGUUUCAGGCCAUUGGGUAUGGAAUUAAUGGAACUAUGAUUUACUCUUUAAGUACUUUAGGCUAAAACAACAUACUAAAGAAUAGUAAUUUUGAGCUCUACAGCACUGGUUCUGAGAAGUAAAGUUGGCAGUGCAUUCUUGUUUGGGAGCCCUCAGGAUGUUUCUGAUUUUCAGCAGAACAUUCUAUGUCUUUCACCGAAAGGAGAGAUUGAAUAUAUAAUCUUAGGUUUGCUAUAAUUAGUUCUGAUGACAGAGUUAAAUACCUCAGCCAAGACUGUAAAUCAGUACGUAAACAGGUUUCUGCAACUGAUCAUAAAUCUCAAACUCCAUAUUUUAAACGCACUUAUUUUUUUAGGCUGACAGAUAAGGGAGCAGCAGGCUAAGGAUAGGAAUAAAAUGUUACCUGAACUUUUAACUCACAACUUAGAACUCCCAUUAAAAUCUUCUGAUUUUCUUUAUACCUUUUGUCUAAAAUAUUAUCUUUUAACUAUUAGCUUAUUAAUAACUUUAAUAAGACAAGUUUGAAUUUAAUUCUCAAAAAAUGAAGAUAUAAUUUAUAAAGUGUCCAAUUUUUUGGUAAGACAUUACUUUUUAAGAAUGUGUAUCUUGCUAAAGAUAAUAAAACAUUGUCUGAGGUGGUUGUUUAAGCAAAAUGAGAACUGUACAUUAUUUUUUAAGAGAUGAUAAAGUUUGAGGAGGCAAGCCGAUGUUAUGUCAGAUCUCAUUUUGAAGUUAGUGAAAUCUAGUCUAAUCCAGAACCAACUGAAUCCAAGUUUUCCAUUUUGGCAGAAGUUGCUUUUAUUUUUAGUAUCUGGCAGAGCAACAAAUGCUUUGCAUGUCAGUUUAAUAUUUUUUCCUGCCAACUGUUUAUUCAUUGGCUUAAAAUUUACAGUCUACUAAAGUCUUAGCUCUGACUUUCAUGAAACAAAUAGUAAUAUUUGGACAAAAUAUGUACAUGAAAAUCUUUUUCCAGAACCAAAUGUAGAUUGGUAUUUGUGACAUCAGUGCCUUCUAGCAUGGUGACGGGUCGAAAAGUACUUUGAAAAGUCGAAGGCUGUGUAAACCCACGGCAGUACAUCUCAAGUGAUUUUUAUUACGAUGUAAUCAGAGUAUCUAGGUUUUCAAAUUUAAAUUAGUGGGUGACUUUAUGCUAGAAAGUAGAAUAUGUGUUAGAAUAAGUUUAUCAAUAUAUAUUCUUGGCCUUUGUAGGAUACUGAGACAAUAAGGUCCAUUUUUCAUUUUUGAGGUUGGGGCGCUCUAUAGAUUUUGAUAAAAUGUGCAGAACUGCAUUCUUUAAUCUUUAUUAUUUCAUCCUCCCUCCACACUGCUUGUUUUAAAAGAAAAAAAUACCUACACACAUUUUCUAGUGUUAACUGCUGUAAUCAGCACAGACUUCCUGGGAAGGGAUUCCUGCCUUCAGUAAAGGACAUGACAGCAUGUGGCCAGUGGAGAUUGCCAUGAGGAAACUUGGAAAGGCAUCGAACCAUUUUGCUCUAAUGUAAAAGUGAGGUGUGUUGUCUCUUUGGUAUCUCCUCCUACUCCAUUGUGAGUAUUCUGGAGGUGUCUGUUCCCUUUCCGGAAUUUCUUCAAAUACAGCGAUGCUUCAGAGUAGCUUCCUGCCACAUUGGCUUUCAUGAUCUCAAUCCCUGGAACACAGCUAUAGGCUUCUGGGAGACAGUUUAUUAAAUACCAUGCAGAAUGCUAUGUUUUUAGAGGUGCAUGUAAAAUCAAGAAUUAGCUGAGGAAUAAUUAUGUUUUUAUUAGUAGUAGUAGUAACUCGUUUUUAGAGUCAAGUAAAGUUUGUUUUCCAGGUGAGAUGACAUUUUUAAGAAAUUGAAUUUAAGUAUCUGCUUUUAUAUCCGGACCAGGUUUCUCAAGGAAACAGAAUACAAGGGAAUGAAAGGGGAAGGGAGAGUAAUGCCCGAGAGAAACCUCAGCUCCUAAGUGCUCCCCUGCCAGGUUUCCCCCAUGCCUGCCCACUGGCACCGUCCUGGCAGCUCCAGCCCACACCCCAUCCUGGGCCCUGGGCUGCCUCUCGCUGAAUAGCUGCAGGGGGCCUGCUAUGUGACAGGUAUGAAAUGAGGUAAUCUUUUUCCACCUCUAAUUUCUGAAGGGUGUGUCUGUCCAGUUUUUACUUGUUCAUUGAACUUAAAGCCUUAGAAACCAACAGCUACAAUACAAGCUGUAAUUAUUGAUGUCUGUUUCAUAUUCAUCUGUAAGUUCUGGCAUGUGAUCAAGAAGUUAAUAUAUCACUUCAUCUUCAGGCUGAAUGUGUCUCAGCUAUAAAGGUUUUAUUGUUUGAUGGAUAGCAUACAAUUAUGACUGCCCACAAUAAAAAGUGUUUUCAUUUGUAA
This is a messenger RNA of Rhinopithecus roxellana (golden snub-nosed monkey), 6012 nucleotides long. It is a transcript of the gene FAM204A, whose product is annotated as family with sequence similarity 204 member A. NCBI's taxonomy places the organism in Eukaryota, Metazoa, Chordata, Mammalia, Primates, Cercopithecidae. The record is from RefSeq and is a predicted model, not a curated record. The transcript has 9 exons. The coding region runs from base 294 to 995 and encodes 233 amino acids.